ACCAAUCAAAAACAAGUACACAGAGGAUGGUUAAAAAUCUCUCUGGCCUCCAUCCCACUAUAUAAACUCACUACUCGCUACUGCAGUUUACAUCGAUUUCAUUGCAGUCUCCAUGGAUGAAACUGUGCGCCCUCAUAAUCCAACACCCGCUCACCAUUCGCUCCUCCGUAUCACUCAGGUUAAUAUUUGUGGUGAGGUAGCCAAGAAUGGAUGUUGUUACAACGUCAAUGUUCAUAACAUUUCCAGAGGAUCUACGCCAUGGUCAACUCUUAUCUGGGCAAGGACCCACAUGAACAAGUUCCAGUCCUAUUCCCAUGAUAAGGAUGGCACUCAUUUAGGAUCAGUCACAAAAGAUGAUGUUCCCUUGGCUUACACUGAUAUCUUGCCUAAUGAUUCAUUAUGUCAAGGAGAAAUAUCUGUGAAUGGCUUUGGGUACCCAAGAAGGAGGUUUGUACGAUAAACACGUGGAAUCAACUAAAUCUGACGAUAACAUAUCAGGAGAAAGGAAGGAUCUUUCUUAUAGAGUUGACACAAAUCAUUCAAACUUCAUUGGUAUAGAAGACCUGGAUAAUUAUGAUAUUGUCUUCGGAGAUCAAAAAUGGCAUUCUAGUGAUACCCAUUUCUCAUACCGAUAUGAUGAUCUAUUCCCUCAUUUGCCUACAAAUAAGGAUGUUGAGGAAGAAGAAAUCUUAGGAGAGGUUUUGGAUUUCAUCCCUGAAGAUGAUAUGUUAACUGUGGAGAAGACAGGUUGUGAGCCUGAAGAUGUUAUGGUAUUAGACCAGGACAUUCAAAUGACAACAAU
This is a messenger RNA of Cynara cardunculus var. scolymus (artichoke), 802 nucleotides long. RefSeq lists its product as uncharacterized. The transcript has 3 exons. The record is from RefSeq and is a predicted model, not a curated record. Lineage: Eukaryota; Viridiplantae; Streptophyta; Magnoliopsida; Asterales; Asteraceae. Bases 113 to 460 code for a protein of 115 amino acids.